Molecule: messenger RNA, 1734 nt
Organism: Scomber japonicus (chub mackerel)
Lineage: Eukaryota; Metazoa; Chordata; Actinopteri; Scombriformes; Scombridae
Gene: zdhhc9
Product: zinc finger DHHC-type palmitoyltransferase 9
Exons: 9
Coding region: 562-1734 (390 amino acids)
Biological process (GO): peptidyl-L-cysteine S-palmitoylation; protein targeting to membrane
Cellular component (GO): endoplasmic reticulum; Golgi apparatus
Molecular function (GO): protein-cysteine S-palmitoyltransferase activity
Source: RefSeq, a predicted model, not a curated record
UUAUUGUUAAUAUCGUGAAGGAUUUUUUUUUUCUUACAGGAAAGCUUAUUGAUCAUAUCCAGCUGCAUGAUCGUAUAAUGUCAGUGAACGCGGAGCAGCUCGCCUGUGCGAUCAUUUAUGAUUUAUCGAGAUGAUAUGAAUGUCAAGCGGUCGAGGUCCGCUCGCCACGGCUGGAUUUUCUAUCUUUAUUGUGGGGAAACAUCUGCCGCAAGCGUUUGGGUGAAUUUCUAAUCAUUUCUGUUAUUGACUGGGGAUUGAGGUUGUUUGUAGGUGUGUUUCUGUGCAGUGUGGGAGCCUCAGUGGGAAUGACAUGCUGCAGUAAAGACGGAGAAAUUGGAAAUAAUAUGGAUCAGAAAUCAUUGAUGAUGUGACUGCGACACUUGGAAAAGAAAAUGCUCCACGGUGGUCAACUUGUGCAGAAAUCAUUGCAAAUGGAUUGUGUGUCACAUUGAACAGCAUUUUGAGCGCAAGACCUCAGCCCCGCCAGUUUAUUGUCUGAACAACAGCUCGCAUUAACCCAGAGGAGGACAGUGUGUGCACUGAGCUUUAACACAGGACACCAUGUCGGCGGUGAUGAUAACGAAGAAGGUGCGAAAAUGGGAGAAGCUGCCGGGUAAAAACACUUUCUGCUGCGAUGGACGGGUGAUGAUGGCUCGGCAGAAAGGAGUCUUCUACCUGACUAUGUUCCUCAUCGUCGGGACCUGCUCUCUCUUCUUCGCUUUCGAAUGUCCGUACCUGGCUGUCCAUCUGUCCCCCGCCAUCCCAGUUUUCGCAGUUGUGCUCUUCCUCUUUGUGAUGGCCAUGUUACUGAGGACCAGCUUCAGUGACCCCGGGGUACUCCCGCGGGCCUUGCCAGAGGAAGCCACAUUCAUCGAGAUGGAAAUUGAGGCUGCCAAUGGGAACGUCCCCGCAGGGCAGAGACCCCCACCUCGGAUCCGCAACGUUCAGAUCAACAACCAGAUCGUCAAGCUCAAGUACUGCUACACCUGCAAAAUCUUCCGGCCGCCUCGCGCGUCUCACUGCAGCAUCUGUGACAACUGUGUCGAUCGUUUUGAUCACCACUGUCCAUGGGUGGGCAACUGUGUGGGCAAGAGGAACUACCGAUACUUCUACCUGUUCACCUUGUCUCUCUCCCUGCUCACCAUCUAUAUCUUCACUUUUGACAUCGUCCACGUGGUCAUGCGCUCAGUGGAUAAUGGCUUUUUGAAGACUUUGAAGGACACACCUGGAACUGUGCUGGAGGUAUUGGUGUGUUUCUUCACCCUGUGGUCAGUGGUGGGACUGACCGGCUUCCACACCUACCUGAUCUCUCUCAACCAGACCACCAAUGAGGACAUCAAAGGAUCGUGGUCGGGGAAGAACAGAGUGCAGAACCCAUACAGCCACAAGAACAUCAUCAAAAACUGCUGUGAGGUGCUCUGUGGGCCGACAUACCCGAGCGUCUUAGAUAGACGAGGAAUGAUGCAGGAGGAUUCGUCUGUUUCUGCAACGCCUGCUGCACCCUCCUCUUCUCCCUCCAGCAGCAGCAGCAACCCAGUGCCACAAACCACGAAAACCACAGCUCCACUCAUCCCUAAUGAGCACACACCUGAAGAUGCCAAGCCGAGCAUCGCUGCCUCAGCAGAGAAGAGCUGCUCCCCCAAAGAGGAGCUCCCUCCUGAUUCCAAGCUCCCGCCUCUUGCUUCACCCGAGACUGACGCAGAGGCAUCCAUCAUCAAGGACAAGGCCCAUUAG